Messenger RNA from Salvia miltiorrhiza (redroot sage), 1177 nucleotides. RefSeq lists its product as uncharacterized. Lineage: Eukaryota; Viridiplantae; Streptophyta; Magnoliopsida; Lamiales; Lamiaceae. Bases 103 to 1023 code for a protein of 306 amino acids. The record is from RefSeq and is a predicted model, not a curated record. The transcript has 6 exons. Gene Ontology annotation, molecular function: protein binding.
UUUUUGUUUCGGACUCUUAAAUACACUAUUUAAGUAGAGAAUUUUGAGGGUUGAGACUAGGAAGAUAAAUUUCUUAACAGAGGCAUUGAACAACAAGCAACAAUGGCACUGCUUCCAGCGGAUGAUCAAGAUGAAUACACUCUGGAAACAAGAGAUAUUUCGCCGGCGCACUUGCUGACCAAAAUCGAGUCUUUUUCAAUGCUAUGGAAGCAUGAGAUUAAGACAUUAGAAUCUUCAGAAUUUGAGUCCGGAGGCUACAAAUGGAAAGUGAGAAUGAAUUUUGAUAAGAGUGGCGACAUUUCUGCAAACUUGUGUAUGGUAGGAACAAGCUCUCUACCUAGAGGCUGGGAGGUUAAUGCCAUUUUCAACUUGUUUCUCUACAAUCACAUCUCAGAUAACUAUCUUUGUUUUCGAGGAAAAGCACGGCGCUUUCAUGCUAUAAAUCCUGAAUGCGGAUUUUCCAAGUUGAUCACUAAGGAAAGUAUGACCAAUGGAUACCUUUUUAAGGACAAGUGUGUGUUUGGUGCUGAAGUUUUUGUGAUGAAAAAGGCACCACUCAUUCAGAAUGUGUGUGUGCAUAAUGUGUCAAAUCCAUAUAAGCACGAAUGGAAGAUUUCACAAUUCUCCAAACUCCAAGGAAUUUGGAAGUCUGAAGAGUUCUCUACUGGAGGAUACAAAUGGAAUAUUAGGAUAUAUCCUAAUGGAGAUGGAAGGGCAUGCGGCCGUUAUGUCUCCGUCUUUUUGUACUGUGUUGAUUCAAAGAGUUUUGGUUGUGGUAAAAAACUGAAUGCAAGCUGCCACUUUACAUUCAAAAACAUGCUCAAUGCUACAAAAGACCACUCUAUGGAAGUAAACCACUGGUUCACAUGUUCUAGUUCAGAUUGGGGAUUUGCUGAAUUUAAAGCAAUUGAUGAAAUGCGGGACAACAGCAAAGGCUUCGUUGUUGAUGACUGCUGCACUCUGCAAAUACAACUCUCUGUAAAAGCUAUACAAGAAGCAGCUACCACAAAUAAUAUUAUAUGACCAAAUGCCCACUUUGUUUACUAAAAUUUGUUUUUGCGACCAAAUAGGAAUAUCAAUAUUCAAGUUUCUUUGGACGGUUGGUUUCUUUGCACUCUAAGUAUUCUUUAUAUAUUAUGUUUGGUUUAUAAAUUUCAAUGUAUACUGUAGUAUUUCA